GCACAGUUGUACGAUAUCUGAACCAACGUUCUUCAUAUUUCAGUUCAUAUUUGUGCUGCGCAAGUCCAUUGACUUUUCUCAUUUUUACAGUUGCACAAGCCAAAAUAAUAGCGAUUAUGAUGAUUAAUAAUGCCACGUCGCAUUCAGAAGUGGAGAUAACUUUGACCCAAUGGCGUGAAAGUCUGAGUCUCAGACCUUUGAUCCAAGGAAAGGGUGAACAGCUUUGUUUUCAGUCCACCACAGCCAAUGCUGAACUUCUCAUGGAUGUUGUGGUACCUGCUUCAGUAGCUUGACUGCUGUGUCCGACCUAACAUGUCUGGAAAGUCAUGGAUCCAGGCUACCUUUUACAAGAGGGAAUGUGUGAGGUUUUUGCCAGCAUCACGGGACCAUCACAGGUGUCCUCCAGUUUGCCAUGUUUGCCAAAACCUAGUCAGGUGCUGCUGCGGGAGGCUGAUCGGGGAGCAUGCGGAACUGGAGUCCAAUUCUCGGGUGCUGCCCGCCUCAGCUGAUGAGGAAACAUGGUCAGUGGCCCAGCACACGAGGGCGAGCCCCACCGACGCCUUCGGCUCCAUCGACUUCCAGGGCAGCACCAAGCGGUCUUGCCGCGCCAAGUAUGUGCGUCUGUCCUGUGACGCUAAGGCGGACCAGCUGCUGUGUCUGAUGCUCAGAGAGUGGAACAUGGUUCAGCCCAAGCUGGUCAUAUCAGUGCACGGGGGGACAGAGAACUUCCCUCUACCCCCAAGAGUGGGACAGGCCUUCAGCAAGGGCCUCGUCAGAGCUGCCGAGACCACAGGCGCCUGGAUCCUCACGGACGGCUUCAAUACAGGAGUAUCCAUGUAUGUUGGAGAUGCUGUAAAGGUCUAUGGUACCCACGAGCGGCGGAAGAGAAACAUCAUUGGGGUCACACCAUGGGGGCUAAUUGAGAAUCACAGUGAUCUCAUAGGACGAGGUGUUCUGCGGCACUACCAGACGCUAGGGAAUCCACUGAGUAAGCGCUCCAGUCUCAACGGCCUGCACUCACACUUCCUCUUAGUGGAUGAUGGAACUCUGGGGAAAUCAGGAGGCCAGUUGGAGCUAAGGAGGAACCUGGAAAGGCACAUCCAUCGACAGAGGAUCCACCCCAGACUGGCCCAGAGAGUUCCCGUGGUCUGUGUAGUGGUAGAGGGGGGUCCUCCUGUGCUCUCCACAGUGCUGGACUAUGUGAGCAGGUCUCCUCCUGUACCCGUUAUUGUGUUUGAAGGCACCGGCCGGGCUGCGGACCUGCUAGCUCUGAUACACAAGCAGACUGCUGUGGACAGGAAGCUGGACACGGAUAUUAAGGAGGAUUUCCUGCUACGCAUUCAGGGUGUAUUCAGUGUGGCGAGGUCGGAGGCCUCUCGGCUCUUCAGCCUGCUCACAGAGUGCAUGGAGCACAGGGAUGCGAUCACCAUUUUUGACUCUGAAUCUGAGGAUCAUCUGGAAGCAGAUGUGGCCAUUUUGAAAGCUUCACUAAAAGGCACACCGGCAGAGCAAUUAAAUGUAACCUUGGCCUGGGACAGGGCUGACAUUGCUCAGCAACACAUACUGGUCUAUGGACAGCACUGGAAGGUGGGAGCCCUGGAGCAGGCCAUGCUCAAUGCCCUGAAGAUGGACCAUGUCAGCUUUGUGAAGCUGCUCAUUGAAAACGGCAUGACCCUGAAACAUUUCCUUACCGUGUCGCGUCUGGAGGAGCUCUAUAACACACAGCAAGGUUCCUCAGAUUAUUUCUUGCGUCACAUCGUUGAGGAUGCCAAAAAGUCUCGUGUUCCUGUGGGAUAUAAAAUCUCUCUGAUUGACGUUGGUAUGGUGAUUGAGCACUUGAUUGGAGGAGCUUAUCGAAGCACGUACAGACGCAAGAGCUUCAGAACUGUGUACAACCGAAUUAAUACUGCACUCAAGGAAGGCCGUCCGGAGAGAUCAGACUCCUUGACCAGGUCCAGAACGACUGCCAUUGACUCUGCAGAGACUACUCUACCACGCUCCCACUUCUUCCGGACUGCAGAACCUUACAGACGCAAGGAGAGACCGUCUGUGCCUCAUGACCCAGAGCUAGAGGCCACAGCAGAACUGGGCGAUUCCUCUCUGUUCAUAUACAGCGUCAACGACUUGUUUGUCUGGGCGGUGCUGAAGCGCCGCCAGCAGAUGGCUCUUUUCUUGUGGCAUCACGGCGAGCAGGCCAUGGCCAGGGCUGUAGUGGCCUGCAGGCUCUACCGUGCCAUGGCCAUUGAAGCCAAGGAGAGCGAUAUGGGUGACAGCACCGCUGAGGAACUGAAGAAAUAUUCACUAGAGUUUGGUCAGCUAGCCGUGGAUCUUCUGGACAAAGCCUUCAAGGAGAACGAGCGUAUGGCCAUGAAGCUGCUGACUUCAGAGAUGACAGACUGGAGUGACUUCACGUGUCUCCAGAUGGCAGUGGCCUCAGGUCUUAGGCCCUUCUUGGCCCAUUCCUGUACCCAGAUGCUCCUCAGCGACCUGUGGAUGGGCCGCCUUAACAUGAGGAAGAACACCUGGCUUAAGACUGCUCAGAUCAUUGUGAGCAUCCUGCUACCUGCAACCAUCCAGUUUUUGGAGUUUAAGAGCCAGGCUGAGAUGUCCCAUGUGCCUCAGACACAGGAGGCCCUGCAGUUCGGGAGGGACACGGAGAGCCCAGGGGCUGCAGAAAGUGGAAGUGCAGCACAAGCAGAUCAGGGCAAUGCAGAGACAGGGAAGACUGGCACAAGCCGCAGGUCAAACCUUACUGCACGGUGGCUACCGUGGGCCAGGAAGGUCUACGACUUCUACAAUGCACCUGUUGUCAAAUUCUGGUUCCACACUAUGACCUACCUGCCGUUUCUCAUGCUCUACACCUACACAGUCUUGGUGAGGAUGGAGAGGUACCCCAGUUUUCCAGAGUGGUUCAUCAUUGCAUACAUCUCGUCUACAGCUGCAGAGAAAGUUCGAGAGGUGUUGCUGUCUGAGCCGAGAAGGUUCCAAAAAAAGCUGAAAGUGUGGUUCAGUGAAUAUUGGAACGUCCAUGACUUUGUCGCCAUUCUCCUGUUCUUCACUGGUUUGGCCCUCCGCUGGCAGACGGGUGUGGUCCACACAGCUGGACGCAUCAUCUACUGCCUGGACAUCAUCUUCUGGUUUGUCCGUGUUCUGGACCUGCUAGCCAUUAACCAAAAAGCUGGACCCUACUUGACCAUGAUCACCAAGAUGAUGAGCAACAUGUUCUACAUUGUGACCAUAAUGGGCAUUGUGCUGGUGAGUUUUGGCACCCCUAGGGGUUCCAUCCUGAAGCCCUACGAGGAUCCCUCCUGGGGCCUGCUGAAGGAUGUGCUCUUCCAGCCCUACUUCAUGAUGUUUGGAGAAGUUUAUGCUGGAGAGAUCAACCCCUGUGAAGAAAACCCAGACUGUCCUCCAGGUUCUUUCCUCAAUCCGUUGCUGCAGGCGGUCUACCUGUUCAUGCAGUACAUCAUCAUGGUCAACCUCCUUAUUGCCUUCUACAACAACGUUUACAUCCACAUGAAGAAUAUAUCCCAUCAGCUGUGGAAGUACAACCGCCACCGUUACAUCAUGACCUAUCAGAAGAAGCCAUGGCUGCCUCCCCCUCUGAUCCUCUUCAGUCACAUGACCUUGUGUGUCAGCACAGUGUGGCAUUGGCGCAAAGGGGUGUCUGGACAGGAGAGCGACUUGGGCCUUAAGUUGUUCUUGGCUCCUGAUGAUAGGAAGAAACUGCAUGAGUUUGAGGAGAAGUGUGUGGCUGGCUAUUUCCGCAAUAAACAUGAAAGCCAAAACUGCAGCCAGAUCAACCGGAUUCGUUCCACUGCUGACAAGGCAGAGGAGAUGAUGGGCACAUUGUCAGAGGUGGCAGAGAAGGUCCAGUUCAUACAGGAGAGCCUCCAGAUGCUGGACGGUCACCUGGGUCAGCUGCAGGACAUGUCUGCACAAGCUGUGGACACCCUCAACCUCCUCUCAGCAACUGACAACAGGCAACAAGAGGCUGUCCUGCUUGGCCACAGCCAGCCCAUCGCCAGCUCUUACCAACAACUGUCUCACAGCUGGAGCCUCCGGGUCGGUGGGAACGUGACCCCCAGCCAUGCUCCCUUGUCUCCGAAGCUCUAUCAGAGCACUCCACCCUCACUGCUAUGUGGACUGGGUCCAGGCAAGAAGCGUCCUUCUUUUGAAUUUCCACCAGGGGGCAGCGGAGGGCUAAGUGACAGCAGGCCCAAGUGGGUAUUGGGAAACUUAGAGUUUGAAGACAGGUGGAGAAUCAAUGGUGGCUCGGGUGCAGCUUCACCUGCAGGUUACCGCCUCUCACACAGCUCUAUGCCUCACCUCUGGGGGGCACCGUGGAGGGACAGGACACCCUGUGAGUCGUCUGGACCGUCCUGUCCUAGCUCUCCCACUGUGCUCUGGGCUCGCGAGUCCUACCGCCUGCCCGGCCAGGACGAGUCCAUGGAGGAGGAGGAAGAAGAGGAGGAGGAGGAGUUAAACCAUGACGAGGCACAUAGCAUCUCCCGGACCUCCAGCCACGUCUUGCUCUUGUCUGUCCCUCAGAGCGAGAGGGGCCAGCAGCUGGGGAUUGUGAACCCUGCGUUCUCGGGCGACAGUGAAUUAGCCAGGCCCAGGCGAAGCCGCUUCGGCAAAAAGUGGCCGUUUGGUGCUGUAGAGAGAGAACUGCAGCACACCCGCUCUCUCUCCGCUAGCAUUGAGACCAUGGCCAUGCCAGCAGCAGGGGUACCAGGGCACAGCACCAUGAGGGAAGACACACCGCCCCCUACAGGGAAAGAGGAGAAAGAGCUGUCCAGAACCUUAGAAGGGAAGCACUCAUUUGGAAGAAAAUUUGUAAAAAUCAAGGCAGGAGAAGCAAAAAAUGUCAGAAAGAAUGUACAUGUUCUGGACUCUGGCCGGAAGAGCAGGAGCAAGGGGAAGGGCCUGGCAGGACGCAGGUUUCAAUCAUCCGUCAGUCUGUCACAGCUAAAUUUUGAUCAAGUGGAUUUCUUGCAGAAAUCGGUCACGCUUGCUCAGAAUCCCUGGAGUCCUAGCCAAUCAGCUUGGAGCAGUUGGGCCCGGUCUGUCAGCGGCAGGUCCUCAGCACAGAGUUGGGUGACGGGCGAGAUGAGAGGCACCGUGUUUAAAUCCACUGAAGAUUUGGACCCACACUACUCAGCUAUGGAGAGAAACAACCUGAUGAGAUUAGCACACACAAUACCAUUCACACCAGUCUCCUUACUGGGAGGAGAGGAGGUGUGUAUCUACACUCUGGAGGAGUCCGAUUCUGAGUGCACCCUGUCCAGCAGCUCCUCUUGGUGUCAGAGAGGGCGCACGGCCAUGCUGCAGCCCCUCGCCCACCAGGAGACCCUGGACGGGGGUCUGCGCAGGGCCCUUAGGGUGAUAUGUACCUGGGCUGAGGGAGACGUGCUCAAACCAGGCUGUGUGUACGUGGUGAAGUCCUUCCGGCCUGAGGUGGUCCACACGUGGCAGACGGAGUUCCCCAGCAGCACCUCUCUUCAUCUCUGUUUGAGGGAAAUCCAGCAGCAGAGAGCAGCCCAAAAGCUGAUGCAGGUUUUCAACCAGAUCAAGCCCAGCAGUGUCCCUCACUCCCCCAGAUUCCUGGACGUGUCCCUGCUGUGGUGGCAGGCUGAAGGCCAGUGGCUGACCAUCGAGGGGAACAUGAGUGGGGACUUUAUGAAGUACAACAAUAACACCGGAGAAGAAAUCUCACCCUGUUGUGCGCUGGAGGAGACGGUGCUGGCUUUCUCCCACUGGACUUACGAGUAUACGCAGAAAGAGCUGCUAGUCCUCGACCUGCAAGGUGUGGGUGUGGACCUGACUGACCCAUCUGUGAUCAGGGCAGAUGAUAAAAGCUCAUCUGAAGAUCUGGUGUUUGGGCCAGCCAAUCUAGGGGACGAUGCAAUCCAGAGAUUCAUUUUCAAACACACCUGCAACUCGUGCUGCCGAAGACUGGGCCUUUCAAAUUUGCGAGAGGGAAACGAUCUUCAGGAGUCCGAUUCAGCCUCGGAGGAGGAAAUAAGCAGGGUGUGACCUCUGACCCACACGUGUUUUUACUGGUAUGUUCUAGCUGGGUUGGACCCCCAUUCUGAUGCUGCUACUGGAGAACAAAAGGCGGGUAUCAUGGCAAUGGACAAUUUCAGAUAACCAACCCACAAUGUCUCCUUUACAUUACAUGAUCUUUGCUGAUGGUCCAAGCUCCCAGCAUUCAAAGGGAGAUAAGCUUCUGUUGAAUGUCCAUUCUUUAAAUUAAUAUCCUGUUAAUUGAAAGCAAUAGUUUGUUUCCUCCUUACCCCAAAUGUAGUCCAUCAGGCCGGACAUGUUUAGUGUCUGAAGUUUAUUUCUAUAGCUUAGCACUGGAGCUACAAGGCUAACAAGUAAUAGAAGCAGUUAACUCACCAAUUAGCUUCAUACUUUUGUCCAUAGCGAAUUGGCGUUCAAUCCCCAGCGUUCGACAGCAUAACUGGCCAUAACUGAGUAAGUAGAAUCAUCCAUUAUUCAGUGCUAUGCUAGCCAACAUGGCCGUCUGUUGGGUGACGUAACAGAUUUAGCCAUUAGCCAUUUCCACCAAGUGUGUUUAGCUGUCCAAUGAUGUUGCGCCAGCGGCAGUUUGAAAAGAUAUGGUGGAGCUUCGCAUGACUUUGAGGAAGCACAUGCUAACAUAGCCCUCCCUUCUUGGUAGCAAUGCUUGUUAGGUGGAGACCUUGCUAGCGGGAGCUGGCCACAACAAAAUUGGCCAAAAUCAGCCUUAAAACCAUUAAAACCAUUAAAACCACCUCCUUGUUUCUACACCCAUUGUCCAUUUUAUCAGCUCCACUCACUGUCCACCUUGUCUGUGACAGUAGCUCAUCUCUCCUGCUCUGUGGUGGUCCUGAUGGGUCCUGACCAUUGAAGAACAGGGUGAACAGGGUUGUGGUUGGUAUAGUGUAGUGGGUAACACCUCUGCCUUCUAU
Colossoma macropomum (tambaqui) is the source of this 6959-nucleotide messenger RNA. It is a transcript of the gene trpm6, whose product is annotated as transient receptor potential cation channel, subfamily M, member 6. NCBI's taxonomy places the organism in Eukaryota, Metazoa, Chordata, Actinopteri, Characiformes, Serrasalmidae. The transcript has 39 exons. The record is from RefSeq and is a predicted model, not a curated record. Gene Ontology annotation, cellular component: apical plasma membrane. Gene Ontology annotation, molecular function: protein serine/threonine kinase activity; ATP binding; monoatomic cation channel activity. Bases 313 to 6039 code for a protein of 1908 amino acids. Gene Ontology annotation, biological process: monoatomic cation transmembrane transport; protein phosphorylation; protein tetramerization.